Molecule: messenger RNA, 786 nt
Organism: Apodemus sylvaticus (European woodmouse)
Lineage: Eukaryota; Metazoa; Chordata; Mammalia; Rodentia; Muridae
Product: proline-rich protein 23A3-like
Exons: 1
Coding region: 1-786 (261 amino acids)
Source: RefSeq, a predicted model, not a curated record
AUGCUGAGCCCGAGGCCCCGCAGCUCCAGCGACGACCCUGCGCCCUGCUGGUCACCGCAGCCACCAGCAUCCAGCCCUGCCAAGCGCCGCCGCCUUCACCAGGAGCCCGCGCGCCCUGAGCCCAUGGCUCAGCCCGAGCUGGAAGCGCCCGCCGAGCCAGACAGCAGCGAGCUCACCUCCGUGGUGAUCCUGGCCGCCGGCUGCGCCCUGCAGCUGCCCCUGGAUGGCGUCGACCUGUUGCUGGAGCCAGAGCCCACCUCGGCCCUGCAAGUGUCCCUCCAAGGACACACCAUUCUCCUGGUCCCCGAGGGACUCCUAACCGCACCCCAGGCAGGACAGCCUGGAUUUGUGGCCAUCAGUCCGCAGGGAGCCACUCUCCAGGACAUGCCCCAGGACCACAUCCUCCUCAGCCUGCAGCAGGAAACCUGUGAGUACUUCUACCAAGAGGAUGUCUGUGAUGAGGAUGCCGACUUGGACUUCCUGGCGUCCUGGGCUAGACCUCCAGAUGGGAGCCUUUCGUCCAUCACAGGGGUGCCCAGUCCUUGGUCUCAGGACCAUGUCCCAGAGUCCUCCACUGGAGCAGAGCGAUAUUCUCCGAGGUACAUCUGGGAACUGGACAGCUACCUGGUGGGACCCUGCCCUGACUCACCACUGCAGCCUCUGCCUCCAUCUCCUUCCCCGAGUCCCCAACAGCAGCGUCUGCCAAGCCCUCCAUGCUCUCCCCGGGUCCCUUGCAAGGCCCGGAAGAGACUCUUCUGUGAUGAACUGCACUGCAUAAAUCCUUAA